ACCCACUCGUCGUCCAUCGACGAAUCGCUGCUUCCGUCGUUCACCUCUCUCAUUGCAAAUGUUAGCUCAGUCGCACUUCCUCUGCAAGUCCUUCUCUCUGAUUCCGCCGCCGUCUCCGGCGCUGCGGUCCGCGACUCGCUCUCCUCAUCUCUCUUCUUCGCAAAGCGGUAGAUUAUCUUUUCUAUCGUCUUCCUUAAGCGCUGUUUCGGUCUCCCGCGGUCAUAUCUCUCUGGCAAUGGCUUCGAACUCGAAACGGCCUGACCUAAGCGAAGAUUCCUCUUCGGAACUGAGCGCCGCCACCGAUCUGGAUCGAUUCGCCGCCGUGGCAAAUGAACUGGCGGACGCUUCUGGCGAGGUCAUCAGAAAGUACUUCCGGAAGAAAUUCGAUAUCGUUGAGAAAGAUGAUAUGAGUCCUGUUACAAUCGCUGAUCAAAUGGCUGAAGAGGCCAUGGUGUCUAUUAUUUUCCACAACUUCCCUUCUCAUGCUAUAUAUGGCGAGGAGAAAGGUUGGAGAUGCAAAGAGGAAUCUUCAGACUAUGUUUGGGUUUUGGACCCGAUCGACGGAACAAAGAGCUUUAUCACAGGGAAACCUGUGUUUGGUACGUUAAUAGCUCUGCUGUACAAAGGCAAACCGAUUCUAGGUCUAAUUGAUCAGCCUAUUCUGAAAGAGAGAUGGAUAGGAAUGAGUGGAAGAAGAACUAAAUUAAACGGGGAGGAUAUCUCAACGCGAUCUUGCCCGAAACUGUCACAAGCAUAUUUAUACACCACUAGCCCACAUCUUUUCAGUGGAGAGGCAGUAGAGGCCUUUGCUCGAGUUAGAGAAAAGGUAAAAAUGCCAUUAUACGGCUGUGAUUGUUAUGCUUAUGCUCUCCUGGCUUCUGGAUUUGUCGAUCUUGUUAUUGAAUCCGGUCUAAAGCCAUAUGAUUUCCUUGCUCUGGUGCCUGUGAUAGAAGGCGCUGGAGGUACCAUAACCGAUUGGAACGGUAACCCACCUCUUUGGGAAGCUUCAUCCAGUGCCGUUGCUACAAGCUUUAAUGUAGUUGCAGCAGGAGAUUCAAACAUUCAUCAGCAAGCAUUGGAGUCACUUGAGUGGCAGUGAAAAGCUUUCACUGGAGAGGAUUGUCAAGGUUCUACUCAGGGAAAGCAAGAUCAUAUGUUUGUAUCUUUGAUGUUAAAUGCCUUGAAGAUCUGAAGAAACCAACCCAACUUCUUGAUAUUGAUGAUGAUGAUGAUGAUGCCUACACGAAGAGGAAGAAGAAGAAUAAGCAAUCAUCAUCAUCUUCAUUUUCUGCUGCUGUUAACAGCAAUGUUAACUAUCAAAACUACCCUUGUCGUAGAGUUUCUAGUAGCACACAUUGUUCCUCACCUUGUGUUAGUGCUUAGUUCUAAAAAAAACAGGUUCUCAAUUUAUCACAAACCUACAGCACGUUAUAUUAACAUCCCGUUCACAUC
This is a messenger RNA of Brassica oleracea var. oleracea, 1452 nucleotides long. RefSeq names its product bifunctional phosphatase IMPL2, chloroplastic. The transcript is spliced from 10 exons. NCBI's taxonomy places the organism in Eukaryota, Viridiplantae, Streptophyta, Magnoliopsida, Brassicales, Brassicaceae. The record is from RefSeq and is a predicted model, not a curated record. The coding region runs from base 59 to 1099 and encodes 346 amino acids. Gene Ontology annotation, biological process: L-histidine biosynthetic process. Gene Ontology annotation, molecular function: histidinol-phosphatase activity.